UGUUGUCCAAAACUGUGGAGCAUGUGAAUUAAAUCUUUAAAAAACUCAUGACGGAGAUCUCUGGAUGAUUUUCUCGGUAACAGCAGCAUGUCCUAUCCGGGUGGUAUCGCGAAGAUCUUUAACUGUGCUGGCUUUGUGUCUUUUUGCAUACGUGUACUGGCUGCACUGCCGCCAUCACGUUCAUGUUAUCUCAUCCAAUCAAAAGCAAUUAAAAACAGUAAAGAACCACACUCGCAAUAACGAAAUAUACGCCGACUUCAUGCAAACAUGGUGUCGUCUAAAGCGGCUGCGCACAGACUGGAAGGGAGUCUUACGACCAUGCGCAGAUAACAUGAAGUGGGGAAAGAAUAUGAAUUCCUGGCGUGACCAAAGCAGAACGGACGCUGCUAAAAGCUAUCUUACAUUGUGGGAUAUAAGACCUGCCGGGCAGUUCAGUCGAUUUGAAAUCCAGUCUGUAACGAAAGAUAACCUUGACAAGACAAUUGGUGGGGACUCUUGGCGGGUUCAUGUACGAGGUCCCUCCUCGAUGUCUCCAACAGUAAUUGAUCAUAAUAAUGGGAAGUACGAGGUCAUUUUUCUUGUUCUGGAAUCUGGGAAGUAUGACGUGGAGGUGGUGUUGGAGUAUUCGUUGUGCGAUGGAUAUAAAGAUCCACCAAGAGAUUGGUUUAUAAAAGGAAACGCUCAAGGUAGAUACCAAUCACCGGAUGCCCUUCCUAGUCGUGAAAAACCAUUUCUGUUAAGUCCUUUGUGGGACGGUGCGCCUUUCACCAUCCAAAUUCCACGUUCCACGGAGCUUCUUUUUAAAAAGGUUAUUAGCAAGUUUGGCUCUCUGAACACACCAUGUGGGAUCAAAUGUUCUGAAAUAUGGGACGGCAAUGGGAGAUGGGUCAAUGACACAUGGAAACCAUAUUUGACUGAAAAAUCUGGCUCAUUAGGAAACAGCCCGACACGAAAACUAGGAACACUGUGGAUUUAUGGAGACUCGAUCGGCGAUUUUUUCUACAAGUCCAUCGUCAAACAGCCUUUGUGUAAAACAUUAUUUCAACGAUGCAAUAACACUUACAACUGGGUGUACGAAAUUCCCAACAGAAACUUGACCAGAGCUCGAUUAGAGAUGGAUGAAAAAGACUUCAGUAUUAGGAGAGUUCUGACAGAGAUUUUUCACGUGAUCGAUCAGCCUUUUAUGGACAACGCCAAUUCCGUCUUGGUCCUCAAUCUAGGUCUGCACUAUGUGCACACAAUAAACUUCUCAUCGUACAAGACUUUGAUUGACAAGACAAUUAGAUUGUUAAAUGAUAGAUUUAAGACGGACGGUAGAUCAUGGAGGUUUAGAGGAAAACUCAUCUGGAAGACGACAACUGCUAUUAAUAAAGAGAAGUACGGAGACCCAAAAACUAAUGCGCGACAUUCAACAAGUAUCAGAUUUUUGACUUAUCAGCGUGUUUUAUUAUUUAACGCCUAUGCUAUGGACACCAUGUGCAGAGCAGGCGUCAAUGUACUUGACGUAUUUCCCAUCAGCGACGCAUAUCCCGAGGGGACUGGGCUGCCAAGAAAACCCUAUGAUGCCGUACAUUUCAAGCCCCACGUUUUCCAGCCAGUCGUGAACUUCCUUCAUAGUUAUUUCGGUGGUCGCCCUUCACCCUGACUAAGGUUUUAAUUCUCGAGGAGUUGACCGCGAACUAUUCCGUGUCAUAUCUUUGUUGAGCAAAGAUAACGUUAAUCUGGCUAACAACAUAGAUGAAUGAGUUCGAGACGCUGUAAUUUGUACAAACCAAUUGUUCAGUUUCCAUCAGAUCAGAGAGGCUUUAUAUUUCGUGGUAUCUUGAGACUCCAGGCCUCUCACGAUCCUUACUUCAGCUGCAGUUUCACAAUUCAGCCUUGUUCUAAGAUCGUUGAAAUACAACUAGCCUCUUAAGAGUCCUUUUUGUUACGUCGAGUCGAGAGGCACUUAGCUCACUAUAACUGCCUUCUUCGGUCCAAAGGUUGGUCAAUGAAAUUUGUGAAGCACGAGGUGAAGCUUUUGGAGGCCUUCAUUAUCGACGGGUGUCUCUCUUGGAGUCAAAUUUGUUGAUUCGCAGCUCUCAAUGGGAGAAACUUAGUAAAGAAAACGAACGCCUGUAACGCUUAAAGUUUAGUUUUGUAAUAUGAGAAUGAUGAUUUUGUUUGACUUAAUUGGAAUCAGUGUUAUAUUUUGUCGCAAUUUGCAAUAAACCUUUAACA
Messenger RNA from Pocillopora damicornis (cauliflower coral), 2220 nucleotides. RefSeq lists its product as uncharacterized. The record is from RefSeq and is a predicted model, not a curated record. NCBI's taxonomy places the organism in Eukaryota, Metazoa, Cnidaria, Anthozoa, Scleractinia, Pocilloporidae.